AAAAAUUUCAAUUGUCAAUUUUUAGUAUUAUUCUUAUUUAUUUAAUUAUUAUUAAUUUACGUCUUUUGGCGUUCCAGAAUUCACACCACCAACCAAACAAGCCAAGCUUUUUCCCACAAAAUUUCCGUCACGUUUUUGUCACCUGCCCUUCUUCCUCUUCUCCCUCUAACUCCUAAUUAUUCAACGGAAAAUUUCCUUUUUUAUUAUUUUUUUCUCUCUGAAAGCCCUAAACUUGAAAUUUGAAUCCCUAAAUUGUCGGAAUUAUCUUUCUAUUCCCUAGCUCUCUGAUUUCACUUCAGCCUUUUGCAUCUUCUUUUCAUCAUGUCAAGUUUGGAGGAGCCACUUGGUUUUGACAAGGUGCCAAGCAUGAGUACUAUUGAUAGGAUCCAGAGGUUCUCAUCUGGUGCUUGCCGGCCGAGAGAGGAUAACAUGGGCUUCGGCAACUGCUGGAUUGAAGGAAGAAGUUGUAGCACAUCCAAUAGUUGCAGUGAUGAUUAUGAAGGACGUGAAACUGAGAUAUUUCCAUGGGUAAGGCAUACGAGAGACUUCUCUCAGGGUGACACUUUAAACAGAAGGACUUCCAGCCUGGGGAGGAAUCAAGUCACUGGAACUGGGUGCUCUUCAUGGUAUUCUUCAGACCAUCAAUAUAAACCCAAGUCCAAUGACAGAGACAAACAGGACGUAACAAAUAAGUUUUUGAAAAGUAUGCCAAAGUUUGUGAAGAUAGUUGAAGUUGGUCCAAGGGAUGGACUGCAAAAUGAGAAGAAUAUUGUGCCUACGGCUGUAAAGAUUGAAUUGAUUCACAGGCUAGUCUCCUGUGGAUUGCCUGUUGUCGAAGCCACAAGUUUUGUAUCACCAAAAUGGGUUCCUCAGCUGGCAGAUGCAAAGGAUGUAAUGGGAGCAGUUCAGAAUCUGGAGGGUGCCAGAUUGCCUGUUUUGACACCCAACUUGAAAGGUUUUGAAGCUGCUGUUGCAGCUGGUGCAAAGGAAGUAGCAGUUUUUGCGUCUGCUUCUGAGUCAUUUUCAAAGUCAAACAUUAAUUGCAGCAUUGAAGAAAGUCUUGCUCGUUAUCGCGCUGUUACUCAUGCUGCGAAAGAACUCUCAAUUCCUGUCCGAGGGUACAUAUCAUGUGUUGUUGGAUGUCCCGUGGAAGGAGCAAUCGCACCAUCCAAAGUCGCAUAUGUGGCAAAAGAACUCUAUGACAUGGGUUGCUUUGAAAUUUCUCUUGCUGACACAAUUGGGGUUGGAACACCUGGGACUGUUGUUCCCAUGCUUGAGGCUGUAAUGGCUGUUGUUCCUGUUGAGAAGCUGGCGGUCCACUUCCACGACACUUACGGACAAUCUCUUCCAAAUAUUUUAGUAUCCCUCCAAAUGGGGAUCAGCACGAUUGAUUCCUCAAUCGCGGGCUUAGGGGGUUGUCCAUACGCGAAAGGAGCUUCAGGGAAUGUUGCCACUGAGGAUGUUGUGUACAUGCUUAAUGGACUUGGAGUGAAGACUAAUGUGGAUCUGACAAAGCUCUUGAAGGCAGGGGAUUUCAUCAGCAAGCAGCUGGGUCGCCCUUCUGGUUCCAAGAGUGCUAUCGCCUUGAGCCGACUCACUGCUGAUGCCUCUAAGAUAUGACAAGUUUAAGAGGUAGAUUGUAAUACUAUACGGAUUACAAAGAAAAUAAAAGGAUCUCUCAGUUUUCGUGUCCACCACAGCCCAAUUAUAGGAAUAAAUAAAAAUCCCAUUACCAUUCAUCCAGUAAUUAUAUUUGUUGGGGAACAAACAGUCCCUUAAAUGUGUUCUGUAAUAUGUCUUCCCGAUAUUAAGCAAAAGCAGCUCGUUUACUUUUAUUAUAAAGCGUACCAUGUGAAGUUUCGAAGGUCAAUUGGCACACACAUAUAAUUAAAUAUAUACUACAAGUAACU
This is a messenger RNA of Morus notabilis, 1910 nucleotides long. RefSeq names its product hydroxymethylglutaryl-CoA lyase, mitochondrial. Gene Ontology annotation, molecular function: hydroxymethylglutaryl-CoA lyase activity. The coding region runs from base 322 to 1620 and encodes 432 amino acids. The transcript has 9 exons. NCBI's taxonomy places the organism in Eukaryota, Viridiplantae, Streptophyta, Magnoliopsida, Rosales, Moraceae. Gene Ontology annotation, cellular component: mitochondrion. Gene Ontology annotation, biological process: L-leucine catabolic process; ketone body biosynthetic process. The record is from RefSeq and is a predicted model, not a curated record.